GUGAAACAGUACUUGAAAAAAAAAAAGAAAUCACUCCGAUACGCGCAACAAGAGCAGAGGGGGAGAGGAAAGAACCGAGGAAGAGAAGGCAGAGAGGGCGAAGCUUUCCAUGAUUGACGCCCUCUCCGUCCCAACACCCACCUGAGCUUCCUCGAAUCAACCCCUUUCAUACAUCUCAUGUUUUUCUCGCUUUCUCCCUUCGGAUUUUCAUGCGACGGUUGAAUGCCCGUACUCGGGUCAAUUCCAAAUCUAGACGCAUGGAUCCGAAUCCGAUUAAGCUUCAUCUUCGCCCCAGCGCUCGCUCGGGUCUCUUUUCGCGCAAUUCUAAGAGUGUUUUCAGGUCCAACUGUUUUGUUUUCUCUUCGAUUCUGAUCGCCCUUGCUUUUUUCAUCGGUUACGCAAUCUUCUCUGGCAACAGUUCGCAUUAUUCCGUGGUAACAAAAUUUGCGAUCGUUAUUGAUGGAGGGAGCACCGGGACCAGGAUUCACGUGUUAAAGUACAGGUUGGAAGGUGGGAAUCCAGUGUUUGAUUUUGGGAAGGAUGGUUUGUCUUCGAUGAGAGUAAACCCAGGUCUUUCGUCAUUUGUGGGGGAGCCAGAUGGGGCUGGCCACUCUCUUUUGGAGCUUCUGGAUUUUGGAAAGAGUAAAAUUCCAAAGGAAUCUUGGAGGGAUACGGAAAUUCGACUGAUGGCGACGGCUGGGUUGAGGAUGCUGGAAGUAAAUGUGCAGCAGCGGAUUCUGGAAUCAUGUAGGAGAUUGCUCUGCUCAUCUGGGUUUAAAUUUAGGGACGAGUGGGCUUCUGUCAUUACAGGUUCCGAUGAAGGAGUAUAUGCUUGGGUUGUUGCAAACCAUGCACUUGGCACACUUGGAGGUGAUCCUUUGCAUACAACAGGGAUUAUUGAACUUGGUGGGGCUUCUGCUCAGGUAACAUUUGUAUCAACUGAGUCAUUUCCAUCUGGGUUCUUACGUGCUGUUAGACUUGGAAAUACCACUUACAACCUUUACAGCAACAGCUUUCUUCAUUUUGGCCUGAAUGCUGCUCAUGACUCAGUGAGGGAAGCACUUGUAUCUGGAGAGUUUGACAUGGCUACUCAAUCUCUUCAGAAGGGAUUGCUAAUUGAUCCUUGCACUCCCAAAGGCUAUUCUCACAAUGAUAAGUCAUGGGAUCGCUCUCCUGGUUCAAUGAAGGAAGAGAACCAAUAUCUUUCUACUCUUCAAAGUAGGGGAAACUUUUCAGAGUGCAGAUCUGCUGCAUUGAUGCUAUUACAGAAAGGGAAAGAAAAAUGUUCCUAUCAGCAUUGUGACAUCGGAUCAACUUUUGUACCUAGGCUUCAAGGGAAGUUUCUUGCCACAGAAAAUUUCUUCUAUACAUCCAAGUUUUUUGAAUUGGGACCAAGGGCGUUUUUGUCAGAGUUGAUGGCAGCUGGUCAAAAAUUUUGUGAAGAGGAUUGGUCAAAGCUGAAGAAAAAAUAUCAGUCCCUUCAUGAGGAAGAUUUGCUUCGGUAUUGCUUCUCUUCAGCGUACACUGUUGCUUUGCUUCAUGACAGCCUUGGAAUUGCUUUGGAUGAUGAAAGGAUUAAGGUUGCUAAUCAGGUGGGAAGUAUUCCACUUGAUUGGGCUUUGGGAGCUUUUAUCUUGCAAAGCACAGCUGAUUCAGAUGCACAGAACCAUAAUUGGAUUGCCAACGUCAGCAAUGGAUCACCGACACUCCUCUUACUUAUUGCCAUUUUUGUAAUAUUGUUUACAGCAUGGUCUAUAUCUAAGUGGAGAAAACCUCAGCUAAAGACAAUCUAUGAUCUUGAAAAGGGGCGUUAUAUAGUUACACGAGUUGGGAGAUCUUGAAUACUUCGAGGGCAGACCAGACCUUUGUUCCUGGCUUGCAUAUACGGAAGCAGUAUUGUGAUCUCAACAUAAAUAUUUAUCAUUUUCACCUGGUGCCCCUGCCAUACUCUGGAGUUCAUACCUUUGGAAAUAUUGAGAUUACACGUCAUUGGAUUUGGAAGCAGCAACAUAUAAGGCAACUCUUGGUGGGAACUAGUGUAGGGUAGCUAAUACCAUGUAGUUAGUGGAAGUGGAAUCUAGAAGGCGAAUAGUGUGCCAGUUGCUGCAUCCAUUAUACAAACGUAGUCUAAAAAGUGGCGCAGACAAGCCUUUGAGAAUUGUUUAGGAGAGAUUAAAUGCUGAAUUCUUCAAUUCAGAAACACCUUAUGUUUUUUUUUUUUUUGUGUGUAUCGUGUCUGUAUACCAAUACCUAACAUGACAUAAAAUUAUUGAAUUCAUUGUGCUUUCCGAUUGCCACACACUCAAACGGAAAGCAUUCUGUUACCUGA
Molecule: messenger RNA, 2329 nt
Organism: Prosopis cineraria
Lineage: Eukaryota; Viridiplantae; Streptophyta; Magnoliopsida; Fabales; Fabaceae
Product: probable apyrase 6
Exons: 8
Coding region: 210-1841 (543 amino acids)
Biological process (GO): nucleoside diphosphate catabolic process
Cellular component (GO): membrane
Molecular function (GO): nucleoside diphosphate phosphatase activity
Source: RefSeq, a predicted model, not a curated record